UCGAGGCCUCCGUCACGAAGGCCUCUUUGCCUAUGGCCGGGAGGCGCGUUGGGGCCUGGUUCUGUGGAGAAAUCGGCUGAGGGGAGGUUUGUGAAGGUCAUCAUCGUCAUCAAUCGUAUUUAUUGAGCGCUUACUGGGUGCAGAGCACUGUACUAAGCGCUUGGGAAGUACAAAUUGGCAACAUAGAGAGACAGUCCCUACCCAACAGUGGGCUCACAGUCUAAAAGCGUUGCCAUGACGGCGGGACGGGACAUGUUCGAUGCCAUCACGACGGCGGAAGAGAGAUAUCAUGAUGAAGGUUAUCAUGAAGGUUAUAAGGAAGGCAGCUGUUACGGUAUAACAGAGGGAAGGCAAUAUGGAGUAAUUCAUGGUGCCAAAAUUGCUGUAGAGAUUGGAAACUACCAAGGUUUUGCACUUACAUGGAAGUUUCUUCUGAACAAAUGUACAACUGACAAAGACAGCAAAAGAAUCAAGAUCCUAGAAGCAUUAAUAGGGAUGAUCCAAAAAUUCCCAUUUGAUGAUCCUACUUAUGACAAACUUCAAGAAGACUUAGAGAAAAUUAGAGGAAAAUUUAAACAGGAAACCUCUGGUAUUUCAGAAAUAGGUUAAAGGAAGAGAAGCAAUUUUACCGUUCUAUUGGACCGUUCUGUUGACACAGGAAUAAAGUACAGCAAUUCUUAAAGUAACUUUACAACUGGAUGGAGCCGGAACCUGAUAAGAAGUUAUAGUGAGAAUAUUUUUAUUUUACAUAUUAUUUCAUGUAAUUUCUCAGAGUACUUUUGGAUAGCCAUAAAUCAGGCUCUAUGACAUCAUGCUUAGUACAUUAUUUUUCAACUGGGAUACCUGAUACAUUGAGAGAUUGCCUUUUGCCCCAUAUUACCAGGGCAAAUGCUUGGUAAAUCUGGAAUCGGAUGCAAGCAUUUUGCCUUCCAGCCACUCUCUCUACAUAAUAACUCUCAUGAAGAGUGGUUAUUCCGCACCCAUUAGUCAUUGUAAAUGUGGGGUGUCACGGUCUAGGAGAUAUCUGUGAUGAAUGCACUGCAUAGAUCUUUAGUGUUAGGUAGACUUUGCCUGACUAUUUUUGCUCACAAAUCAAUUCAACUUCAGUAUUUCAUUAGAGAGAGAUGCCAAGCCCCUUCCUAAAUAGACCGCCUGUUUUCUUCAGGAAGUUACUCUUCUGUGACAGUAAUGGAAGCAGUGGCAGAACAUGUCUCUGGAUGCUUAAUCACAGCUGUUGUUGACACUUCUAUACCAUGAAGGCAACUGGGGGAGGAAGGGACAAUAAACAUUCAUGAGGAAAAGUUCAGGCAACUUGAUCUUACUGUGGGCACCAGGGCAAGAAAUGAGACUGGCAGAGCUCCUGGCUGGAGACUGAUAUCCUCAGACAAGAUUAUGAGCCUUCAGUCAGAAAGGCUAAGCCACGGCGUAUGAGGCAAUGUGAAGGUAAAAGCUAAACAGAGACAACCUCUCCUGACUGUACAGGUCACAGUGAAAGUAAGAGUUAAAAUGGCAGACAGUCUCUUAGCAACUGCUGGCACAUAGAUAGUUGUUUGAAAUAGAAUUGGAAACUCCCAAAAUCUAGUUCCAACCAGUUAAAGUGGCCCUCAGAUGCUUUAGUGAUUACAUGAGGUAUUUGGCGUGGUUUGGGGAUUGAUGAGUCUUGUUCAUCGUGUUUCCCAUGUAGAUCUUUUCUUGUUUUGUAUUUUUAAAGCAGCUACAUGCUUUUAUAACAAAAAGAUGUUAUUUUAAAUUCCGAUUAAUUGAGCUCCAACAGUGGACUGGUCUCUAAAAUAUGGAAAAAAGAUGCACUCCUCAUUUUCUAGACUUCAGAUUGUUAGGAAUGCUUGUUUCCUAGUGGAUUAUUGAAAACACACAGAACUUUAAUCUUUCAUGAACCUGAGCUAAGCAGACUAUGGCAAGUAUUUUUAAAGAUUUGGAAAGUUUCGCAGGAACUCCUGAUUUAACUGGGUUUUUAGUAAAAAUAUACGUAAGGUGAAAUUCAGGCCACACUAAUAUCCUAGGCAACCUUCAGCAGGACUGCUGGUUCAUUUUACAUAGCUCUAAGCUUGUCUUAUGCUCAUGCAAUUAAAUUAGCACAUGGAAUGUAGUAGUACCUCAAAUACAUAUGUACUGUUUUGAAAAGGCAGUGUGUUUAGUAGUAAACCAUUCACAAGCCAGAGAAAAGAAAAUCACUGUAUUUAUAGUUUGACCCUUCUAAAUGUCACUGUUAAUUAAUAGUCAUUAAAUAAUUUCAAAUCAAGGUGCAAGUUUGUUGCAAAUAGAUUAAAAGAAAGAUUAUCAGAUGCCUAAGUGGUCUCUGUUCAGGCAGGACUUUGUCCUUAUAGAAUAAAUACCAAUAUUUGUCUUUGGAGUGGAACAUUGUAUUUUCUAUUUUCAUGCCAUAUAAUAACCAAAAUGUUAAUCUUCAGCAUCAUCAGAAAUCCAGGGAAUAAUCAAUAUUGCAUGGAAUCUUUCUUGAAUGUAGGGAACUGUGAGUCAGCAGCCCUUUAAUUUUUAGUUGCUGCUAUUGUUCAAGGAGCAAGCUUUACUGCUAUUGUCCAGUGUUUGUCCAGCUCACGUUUAGUGGACUGUGGGAACGGAUUAGGGUUUCAUGGCUUUUUUUCCCUUCUUGCAUAAACUCUUGAUCAAAGACAUUCCUUGGAUGACAAAACACUGUAUACUGUGUCACACAGUCCUGACCAGACUGCACGAAUAGUAGUUUAAAAACACAUGCAUACAUUGUUCUCUAACUGGCAUUUUAGUUUCCAAUAUAUGUAUAGUCACACUAAAAAUUUUAGACCUUAUUUGCGUCCUGAAAGAAAAAAAACAUUCAUUGCGUAUAGUUGCCACGUAAGUAAAGAAGGAAUGAAAAUGUGAACUCUUCAUUAUCAAUUGUAAAUGAAGGGUCAACAUUAAUAGAUAAUAGUAUCAUUUGUACAAGGACCUUGAAGUUGCAUCUGCUCUGAAUCUUCUUGUACAGCAGUGCCAAAUGUGAUGCUGUCUUGAGCACUGGUUGGAGCCGGACAUAUCCUUAACUGUUUUUUCUUAUUAAUGUCUAUAUGUAAUUAAUUGUAAUGUGGGUUAAGUGCUCAUUUGGGGAAUGAAAUGCUGUAAAUUUUUUAGGUAUAGGAAUGAAUGAAUAUUCUCCUUGAGGUUUGUCCUAAUAGGUCUACCACAAAUACAAUAGUGUUCCCUGACAAUUUCAAAUAUCCAACACAAUUUAUGCUAAAAACCAACAAGAAAAUUUUACCUUGUAAGCACAGAAUACAGCUGAGGCUAAGGAAAAUCCAUAAAUGUUGUGCCCCAGCCUACAAUCGGGUACAUCAUAUUUUUCAGAUUGAUAGCACAGCAAAAAAGGGCUGCGGCAACUUCAAAGUGUAAAAAACACGUAAGAGAAAUCGCCAAGAAAUUAUGCUGAGAAUUAGACCAGAAUGCCCCUGUGCAGUUAAGAUCAACAGGAAUGAUUUUAUGCAUCUCAGAAGUUGGCACAAAAAUUUCAAGAAACCCAUUAGUUUCUUUAAAAUUGACUGAAUGCAAGUGGUGGUGUUGUGUGAAGGAAUUCCCCUAACUCUGAAUUCGUGCUAUGUGAUCUGUAUCAAGGAACCUUUAUGCCCGUCAGAUAUUGCAUUGUACCCAAUCCAUAUUCGUUAGGUUUUCCUUUCUCUCCCCAAGUUCACCACUGCUCUCAGAGGACACAGAGCCUGUUUUGGGUUAGUCUCUCCCUAUUUCUUCAAGGCAGACCUCACUUUUCAAAGGAUAAUUACUGGUAUCUGUGAUUCCAGAUAAUCACUUCUCUAAUUGGGCUGGAUUUAAGCAAGAGAAUGAUGUCCUUUUUUCUCAGCAGUUGACUAUCUCAACUCUUGUAAGCUUCCACCAUUACAACUUUCCCAUAGCCGCCAGAAAAUGGUUUUCCCUUUUCAGCGUUUCACCCUUUUCCAGAUUCAUGCCAAACUGACUUCUACAUCUAUAGCUGAAGGUGAUAUUGUCUCGUGCUAAUAGACAUCGGAGGUCAUCUAUGAACCCUAUGUGAGAUGGGGGUGUCAAACCUGAUGCUUUUUUUAUCUACCCCAAUAAUGCUUGGCACAUAUGUGCUUAACAGAUACAAUCAUCAUCAUCAUCAUCUUGGUUACAACUCCAAAUAGCUAAGAACAGUACUCCAACUUUGCAGCAGUUGUUCUAAAGAAAAAUGGAGGCACUCAAAAAGGAUGUCUUGGUAAUGUGACCAAAUUGAGGUUUAUGUUGUCAUGUUCAUAUUUUCACAUUGCUCAUUUUUAGGAUUUGAGUUGUUCUUUUGGGUUGCUUUAAAGUAAUUUGAACCACCUGCCCAUCUUUUUAUAAAAGUAGCUCAAUUAUGUUUAAUACAUUAAGAACCAAAUUAAAAUAUGCAAAUUAAUUUGUUGCUUUUAACAAAGCUGCAUUUUCAUCCUGCUUUACAAAUACCUAUAACUAUCAUUUUAUGCAGGCAAGUAGCAAAGAAUGCCUUGUUCGUCCCAUGAGGAAGGUAAUUUAUUUAUGUGUCUGGGAUCGUUAAUGUUUUAGAAGUUAGUUGCAAGACUGGCCUACAACCGUGGGAUGUAUCAGGUCAUACCAAACUAAAGCUGAAACUUGAAAACCUAUUUUAAGCAAUGAAACAACUCUUCUUCUUUUUAAUAUUGUCUUCUCCAAUUAUUAUGUUUCACAUCUGGAUAAACUGGUCACCAUGCUAAGGGCCAGUCUACGAAGUACCUGAGCUAAUACUACACAGCUAAACCUGUGAUCUCACGCCUGAUUUUUCACUCUAAUCACUAAAAAGCCACAAAGGGCGGGGAGGGAGUGGAAAAAAAAAUCUCAUAAAGGACCAUUAACAAGUCUCUCUCCCCUUAACCAAUUCCCUAUCCUUGCUUUUUUUUCACUAGUUGGUCUGUCAGAAGGGGGCUGAGAUAAUGAGUUCAUGCUGUUAUGAUGCUUGUUGAAUAGGAAAUGGUCAAAUUUACUAUUUAAGGACUCACAUUAUAGCUAUAAUCCUCAACUUCCAAAAAAUAAUGAUUUGAACUGCAUCACUCUUUAACAACAAUGUCAGGAACUUUCCUGAAAUGUACGGUGAGGGUUGGGGGGACUUUUCUCUAGUCAAUGAAUAACACAGAGCUUGGUCAUUGGGUUUUACAAAUUUUAUUUCUAGACUUUAGGUUGUUUUUUUUUUGUAUUGGUUUUUGUUUUGUUUUUUUUUGUUUUUUUUUUGCUGGAAUCUUGUCUGUUACAGGUCUGUUGGUGAAAAUGUGCAUUUCAGACCAGGGAUGCCGAAAGUACAAUAUAAAAACGUACAAAUCUGAAUUGCUCACUUACUCUAGAUUGUUACAAAUUUGUAAAUAAUGUGACAAAUAAAGCAUCUCUGUUGACACAUGAA
This is a messenger RNA of Tachyglossus aculeatus (Australian echidna), 5383 nucleotides long. RefSeq names its product LTO1 maturation factor of ABCE1 (gene LTO1). The coding region runs from base 235 to 609 and encodes 124 amino acids. NCBI's taxonomy places the organism in Eukaryota, Metazoa, Chordata, Mammalia, Monotremata, Tachyglossidae. The transcript has 5 exons. The record is from RefSeq and is a predicted model, not a curated record.